AUGACUUCAGAACCGAAAUCAAAACGGUUUAUUGUACUGGGUGAUACUGGAGCUGGAAAAUCAGCUUUUAUUAAUUUUCUGUAUAACUAUCAUUAUGGUGCAAAAAAAGCAGAGGAAGUAUUUUGUGCUCAACCAAAAGUGAAACUAGCCAUACCAUGUGCAAAUUGGUUGAAUUAUCUUGAUGAACACUAUAAGAACAAUAACAGUGAAUAUAAUAUUAGCGACCAAGCACAAAGUCAAACACAAGUUUGUACUACAUAUACAAUGAAAGGAAAAAUCUGUUUAGAAAUAAUUGAUACGCCGGGGUUUAAUGACACAAAUGGUGCUGAUAUCGACGAAAAAAAUUUGAAAAUGAUUGAGAAAGCUUUGAAAGAUGUUCUUUUUCUAACUGGAAUUAUUAUAGUUGUGAACGGUUCCGUUCCACGUCUUGGUGUUUCAUUCAAAAAUUUUGUGUAUUUGUUACAUCAAGUAUGGCCCAACAACUUGUUGAAUAAUUGUGUUGCCAUUCUGACCAAUUGUGACGAGCUAAGUGUUAAUUUAGAUUCAUCAGUACUAGAGCGCGAACUCAAUAUUGAUAAAAGCAAAAAAUUUCACUUGCAAAAUAGUUUAUUCCGAUGGAACCCAACAAAUCAGUCAUCGAAAACAAUGCUUCGUUUUCGACAAGAUUUUGACGAUAAUUUGGGAACAAUUAAAGCAUUAUUGAGAAAAUUAUCAGAAUUUCAUGAUGUUUCAACAAAUUCAUUUGAAGUGGGUGCAAUUAGAAUCAAAGCAAUUGAAAAUUGUAUUACUCAGUCUAUAGAAAAUAUGGCUUCGUUAUCUGGUAACGUUACUUGA
Molecule: messenger RNA, 834 nt
Organism: Rotaria sp. Silwood2
Lineage: Eukaryota; Metazoa; Rotifera; Eurotatoria; Philodinida; Philodinidae
Source: the annotation of a GenBank genome assembly